UCGGAAUUUAUUUUAUCGUUCAUUUUCAACUUUUUUCAAUUGUAUUAAAAAUAUUUUUCAUAUUUUUGUUUAUAUAUUACUAUUUAUUUAUAUGGUAAAGUGAUUAAUAUUAUCUUAAGCUAUAUUAUACGCUGUAAUUUAACUUAAUAAAGAAAAGUCCAAUACCCGUACUCGGUACUUCAAAUAGCUACAACACUAAGACAGGUAUGCAUCGAGACUACAUAUAUUCAAUGUCAAAUAUCUGCUGUACACAAAUCCAAUCAGCUGUGUUGGCUAAAUGUUUGCUGUCAAAACGUGAAAAGAUAUAAAAAAAUAUAUAUUCUAUAGAGCUUUUAGAUUAAAUUUUAUUUCGAUUCAACUGCCGAUUUUACUUACGCGCAACUGCUACUUUCUGUGUUACAAAAAUAUUUAUUUCGUGCAGCAAGUACCGUCGGUUAGAAACAUGCUUUGUUGUUGAAAAAUUCUCGAAGAGUAGUGCAAAAAAAGAAAGCGAUGAAGUAGAAAGUUGUUAAAAUUACAUAAAUUUCAUUAAAAAACUUGCGGCGCUUUCAAUCUAUGGUGCUGAAGUUGUGAUAUUUUAUAGAAAACAAUAGUUAAGCUAUAGCGUACGCUAUAAAAUAGUUUAAAAAAAUGACGAAUAUCGGUAAUUUGCUGCACUGUGUGUCCAAACAAAUUAAACGCUCUGAACGCGAUGCUCUUAUCAGUUCCUUCCUUGCCAAAACAACGGAGACAGAAAAUAUUAAACCGGAUCACUGUGCUAUAAGGCGUGUUGAAAGAUUGGAAAAGGAAGCCUUUGCGUUUUUUGCUCAAGCUCUGCACUUGUAUCAAGCUGAUGAAUGGAUGAUAUCGUUUAACGGCGGCAAAGAUUGCACUGUUUUGCUGGAUUUAUUGCAAGCCUUCUUCAAACGCAACAAAUGCAUCAGUCAUAUACGCGUGCCAGUAUUGUAUAUUGAAACGGAAAACAGUUUCGAAGAAGUCGAAGCUGUGGUGCUAGAUUGCGAAAGACGCUAUAAUAUCGAGUUGAUAAGGCGCAAAGGUUGUAUAAAGGAUGUAUUGACGCAGAUACUCGAAGAGAAGCCUGAAAUACGUGCUAUAUUUAUGGGCACUAGACGCACGGAUCCAUAUUGUGAGAAUUUGAAUGCUAUGCAGGUUACCGAUGUGGGUUGGCCAAGUGUAAUGCGUAUAAAUCCACUGCUCGAUUGGAGCUAUAGUGAUAUUUGGUAUUACACAUUCGUGCGACAAGUGCCCUACUGCCGCCUGUAUGAGGAGGGUUAUACAUCAUUGGGUCAAAAGCAUAAUACACUACCAAAUCCCCAUUUACGCAUAUUUGAUCCGGUUACUAGAGCUGUCACGUAUAAACAUGCCGCUGAACUAAUGGAUGCUGAGUUUGAACGCGCUGGCCGCACUAAAAAAGAUUACGUGGAGAGUUGUGAUAAAGACCAAGAGAAUAAAAACGAAGACGCAGUGAUAGAAAACUAGAAUAACAAUAAAUAAUUUAGUAUUGAAACAAUAGCUAAAUUGUAAACAUCGUGAUAAAUUCGGUAAAUUAAAUUUAUAUAAAAUUUUAAUGCAAAGUGAUAUAAGAAAUACACUAUACAACAUAGUGUUUAUCAUAUAUUUUUGGAAAUUCAAUAUAAGCCUCGAUUGUAGCUAAAAAAAAUAAAAAAUUAAAUAUGAUAUAAAAAAUGUCUGCAUAUAGUAGCAUUCGCUAUUUAACAAACAAAAAAGCGAUUUUUUUUUGUAAAGUUACAGAAAACUUUAUUAUUAUUUAAACCUUUUUUUGCUAGUUUAACUUAUGAAUGAUAAAAUCGGUUGCGCUUAUAAUUGGGAAUUUUAAGCAUAUUUCUACUGUACUUACAUAUAUUGAAAUUUUAUUAGCACACUACCGAAUAAUUAUAUCACUGAAAAUAUUUACAUAAAAUAUUAGCUUUGUAUCUUAACUGUUAGUAGCUGCUAGCUAUCAGGAAAAAAAAAUUGACAGUUACUCUCUCAAAGACCGAAAUAAUGAAAAAGUAAAGAAACGGAAAACCAGCAGAAACUGGCAAGAAAAUCUCAAAAUGUUAUUUUUUACAAUCCUUUCAUAUCAACACUUAAAAUCAAUCAAAAGAAUUUUAAUUUUUACAAUUUAAUACAAUGAAAAUAAACAAAAUCAAAGCAGCAAAUCUUUCAUUUGGCAGCAGAUAUUUUCUGCUAGUAGCAAUUUCACUAGCAGAAACUGGCUGCUCGCAAUUUUUUUAACUCUCAACUUAUACUCUCUUCAGCUAGUUUUUUGGGUUAAGAAACGCUUUUCCAGCAGAAACUUUGCUAACUAGCGAUAGUUAGAAUUUAAGACCUAUUAUAAUGAAAUUUUAUAUUACAUACUUAAAUAAAUUUUAUUUACUUAAUUGUCACAUAUAUUCAGUAAGUAAAAUUCGGUGCUAAAUACAAAUAAUAAAAGGGAACGUUAAGUUUAAAA
Messenger RNA from Bactrocera oleae (olive fruit fly), 2455 nucleotides. It is a transcript of the gene Flad1, whose product is annotated as Flavin adenine dinucleotide synthetase 1. Lineage: Eukaryota; Metazoa; Arthropoda; Insecta; Diptera; Tephritidae. Gene Ontology annotation, biological process: FAD biosynthetic process. The record is from RefSeq and is a predicted model, not a curated record. Gene Ontology annotation, molecular function: FMN adenylyltransferase activity.